Messenger RNA from Trichophyton benhamiae CBS 112371, 786 nucleotides. RefSeq lists its product as uncharacterized. The record is from RefSeq and is a predicted model, not a curated record. Gene Ontology annotation, cellular component: precatalytic spliceosome. Lineage: Eukaryota; Fungi; Ascomycota; Eurotiomycetes; Onygenales; Arthrodermataceae. The coding region runs from base 1 to 786 and encodes 261 amino acids. The transcript has a single exon.
AUGUCUCAUCAUCGCGCAGAUGCCAGUGCUCUUCUUGAUACUCGUGGCUAUUCGGGCCCGCUGAUUCGCGGCGUGAACCCAGCAACACUCUUCGAGAAAGCAGUUCGAGAUCGAAUAACAGACUCCUACUAUUGGAAAGAGCAGUGUUUCGGAUUGAAUGCAGCGACUCUCUGCGACAGAGCGGUCGAGUUAACCUAUAUCGGCGGCACCUACGGCGUGGGCCAGAAGCCAACUCCUUUCCUCUGCCUUGCUUUCAAGCUCCUACAACUUGCACCAGAGAAAGAAGUGAUAUUGGAGUAUUUGAAUUUCCACGAUCCGGAAGCAGAUGAGGAGGAUUCGAAUAUUAGGAGGGAUAGCACGGAUGCAGAUGGGGGUGCAGAGGAUGCACAGGACAGAGCUGAUGCAGCAAUACUAAAAGCUACGGGGGAUUUCAAAUACCUGCGCGCGUUAGCAGCGUUUUAUAUACGACUUACUUUCGAGCCAGUGGAGAUAUAUAAAACGCUGGAACCUCUUUUGACGGAUUAUAGGAAGCUGAAGAGACGCACCAAGGAAGGCUUCUUGCUAACCUACAUGGAUCAGUUUGUUGACGAUCUACUCACGAAAGAUCGCGUGUGUGGAACUAGUUUAUGGAAGAUACCAACGAGAACCAUGUUGGAAGAUUUGGAUAUGCUCGACGAACGGAUCAGCCCUUUGAAUGACGAGCUAGAAGAUCUAGAUGAAGAAAGUGAAAAGGAAGACGACAAGGAAGAGGGGGAGAAUGGCGAAGAAAACACCGCCAGUCCGUGA